Molecule: messenger RNA, 978 nt
Organism: Didymodactylos carnosus
Lineage: Eukaryota; Metazoa; Rotifera; Eurotatoria; Philodinida; Philodinidae
Source: the annotation of a GenBank genome assembly
AUGAUUUAUGCACGAGCGCUACAUACAUCGACCUUAUUAACAAAUGCAAAAGUGUUAGUUACUGGUGGAGCCAAUAAUUCUAAUCAUUAUCAUAAUACUACUGAGUUGUAUGAUCUAUCUACUCAAACUUGGACGAUGACUGGUAGAAUGAACUACGCACGAGCUGAACACACAGCAACUGUUUUAAUAGACGGAAAAGUAUUAAUUACUGGCGGAUAUAAUAUUACAGAUGCUUUAAAUAGUGUUGAGUUGUAUGAUCUAACAACAGAAACUUGGACAAUGACCAGUAACAUGAAUUUUCCACGAUUCGGCCACAUGGCUUCCAUAUUAUCAAAUGGAAAAGUGCUAGUUGUUGGGGGAUCUAAUGGUACUCGUUUUUUGAAGAGUGCUGAGUUGUAUGAUCCAUUAACUGGAACUUGGACAAUUACUGGUAGUAUGCACGUGUCACGAUUUGAUUUCACCGCAUCCGUUUUAACAAAUGGAAAAGUGUUAAUUGCUGGUGGAGUAACUGAUGAAGAUACUUCGGGUGGUAAUGAAUUAUACAAUCCAUCAACAGGAAACUGGAUACCUACUAGUGACAUGAAUAUGCAACGAUUUGGUCACACAGCAUCUGUGUUAACAAGUGGACAAGUGUUAGUUGCUGGUGGGUUUAGCGAUAAUUUUACAAAUACUGCUGAGUUGUAUGAUUCAUCAACUGGAACUUGGACAAGCACUGGUUUAAUGCAUCAGGCACAAGCUUUUCACACAGCAUCUAUAUUAAAAAAUGGAAAGGUACUAGUUGCUGGUGGUUAUAGUUUUUCUAGCGUUUUUUCCAAACAUUCUGAGCUGUAUGAUCCAUCAACGGGAACUUGGAUAACUACUGAUAGUGUAAAUCAUACACGAUAUCAACACACAGCAACCGUUUUAAUAAAUGGGAAGGUGUUAAUGUCUGGUGGAGCUACUACCGAUGGUUAUCUGAACAGUACUGAACUAUAUUAA